This is a messenger RNA of Bubalus bubalis (water buffalo), 2145 nucleotides long. RefSeq names its product transmembrane p24 trafficking protein 2 (gene TMED2). The coding region runs from base 119 to 745 and encodes 208 amino acids. The record is from RefSeq and is a predicted model, not a curated record. Gene Ontology annotation, cellular component: endoplasmic reticulum; Golgi apparatus; COPII-coated ER to Golgi transport vesicle. The transcript has 5 exons. Gene Ontology annotation, biological process: intracellular protein transport; endoplasmic reticulum to Golgi vesicle-mediated transport; Golgi organization. NCBI's taxonomy places the organism in Eukaryota, Metazoa, Chordata, Mammalia, Artiodactyla, Bovidae.
GUGCAGCCGGAAGGGGCGGAGCUGAGGCGGCGGUGGCUGAGAAGGCAGCGGUGGCGGCAGCGACGACGGCGGCUCUGGAGGCCGCAGUCCCGGUCCUGGCUUCGGCCCCAGCCCCACCAUGGUGACGCUUGCUGAGCUGCUGGUGCUCCUGGCCGCCCUCCUGGCCACGGCCUCGGGCUACUUCGUCAGCAUUGACGCUCAUGCAGAGGAGUGCUUCUUCGAGCGGGUCACCUCGGGCACCAAGAUGGGCCUCAUCUUCGAGGUGGCCGAGGGCGGCUUCCUGGACAUCGACGUGGAGAUUACUGGACCUGAUAAUAAAGGAAUUUAUAAAGGAGACCGGGAGUCCAGUGGGAAAUACACAUUUGCUGCUCACAUGGAUGGAACAUAUAAGUUUUGUUUUAGCAAUAGGAUGUCUACCAUGACUCCAAAGAUAGUGAUGUUCACCAUUGAUAUCGGGGAAGCCCCCAAAGGACAAGACAUGGAAACAGAAGGUGGUGGAGAUACCUGGGAUGCUCACCAGAACAAGCUAGAAGAAAUGAUCAAUGAGCUCGCAGUGGCGAUGACAGCUGUGAAGCAUGAGCAGGAAUACAUGGAGGUUCGGGAGCGGAUACACAGAGCAAUCAAUGACAACACAAACAGCAGAGUGGUCCUUUGGUCCUUCUUUGAAGCUCUUGUUCUAGUUGCCAUGACAUUGGGACAGAUCUACUACCUGAAGAGAUUCUUCGAAGUCCGGAGGGUUGUUUAAAAGCCUUUUCCCCAUAAUCCCAAAUUCAUAAUUCACUGUUUACCAUAAUAAUGUCAUUAGUUUCUAUGUUUUUAUUUUCUGAACUAUAUCUUCACAGCUUGUUUCUUUGUGAUUAAUAGAUAUUGGGGGAAAACACUUUUUUAGGAAAACUAUAGUGAAAAUUUGACAUUUGAUUGGCAUAAAUUCAUAUUUGAAUUCUGAGGGCCUAUACAGGCCCUCCCAAAACUCAAACACUAAGCCGAAUAUAGGUGUAGAGUCCUUAGUUUUCUUUCCUUUUAUUUUCAUUAUAAAAUACAGUUUGUUCAGGAUAGUACUUUACUAAAAGGACUCUCUUCUUGGGAUCCCUUAUCCUACAGUUCAGGUCAUUAGAAAGAUUCAUUUUGUUGAGAAACAACAAUCUGAAUCUUGACAUUUUCUAUCCAGCUUAAUGGUAGAGCUCUGUGACUAGAGUAUGUGACCAGGUUGGUACUUUUAUACUUUGUCUAUCUUGUUUUUGCUUUAAAGAUAAGACUUAAACCAACAACCUUUACCCACCCCUCCAAAGUUUCACUUUGAACCUUAGAACUCAAUCACCUCCACUUAAAAUUGUUGACACAAGCAGCUAAUAACCAUUUUUUGGUUUCUGCCUAACCUUGUAAGAAGUUUAUUAAAGCCAAUUCUCUUGGGUGUUUUAGCAAACGGUAGCAAACGGUCCACUCUGCUUAUGCAUGAGAACAGAGAAGAAAUGACUUCCUCUGUGCUGGCGCAUCCACCUUCUCUUCUCUUGGCAUGUAGGAGGUGUGCAUUAAUGUAAUUGGAAAAAUCUGGAUUUCCGAUGCCAAAGGGUUAAAGCCUCUUGGAUUUCUUUGCAGUGAUAUGCAGCCACUAUUUUAUUUUUGAUCAGUGGCAUUUUGGCCACUGUUUAAUUAGGGUACUGAACAUCACUGUCAGUACUAGGGUUUUUGUUUUUCUUGGGUCUUUCUUUUUUGGCACAUGUGAAUUUUGUUUUGUAUAGAACGAAAAACGACUUUCUUUUGGUCUCUGAUAAUGGGUUUAAAAAUCAAGGAGCAUCUGGUUUUAUUGUGGGGAUGAUCCAGAUUAUGUUGUGACUGAUGUAUAUUGGUUACUUGUACCUUUUUUUUUUGGAUCUUUUCAAGGGGAAAACUACAAGUAACGAGUUUUGUAUAAUUAAAUUUGUUACAGGUUUUCAUGUUCAAGGUAAACAAUUUUUCAACCUUGGGUGAAAAUACUUGCAGCAGUUUAAGGUGACUGAGUUUUAUCUUAGGACAACUGUUGCAUGCCAAUUUGUGUGCGCGUGUGUGUGCAAACACUUCAAAUUGAGUUAAAAGAUGUAAAUUUAAAAUUGGUUGUGUAUCUGAUCUGCCCCAGGUUCAGUAAAUAAACAGUUGUUUUUAAAAACA